AUGUCUUUCAGCUCGGCCGCGUUCGUCCGGCAGAAGCUCUGCGUGGACUACGCAGCCUUGAAACAUGCCUGUCCCAAGGGCGUCUACGUGGCUCCCGUGCCAGAUCAUCCACUCCUGUGGACAGGCGUGCUCUUCGUCCGCAAAGGACCGUACAUGAACGCCGUGCUCCGUUUCCAAAUUGACUUUGGCGACGACUAUCCCCAGCGGCCGCCAGUCGUUACAUUCCAAAGUGAUGUCUUCCACCCACUUGUAACACCUCUCACCACGUACACGUACUCCAGCAGGGAUUUCACCACGGACCCGGCAUUUAGUGCCGUCGACAAUCACCGACUCCCUCCGGGCGGCCUCAGUCUGCGUCAUGGCUUCCCAGAAUGGUUCCAAUCUGCAAGCGACGUUGCAAGCCGCGCAGACGUGAAAGAGUCUGGUGUAGCACGAGAGCACCACGAAGACGGAGGCGCUCCGCCCGAGCAACAUGAACAAGGCAACCCGAAGCACCAGCAGCUACCGCAUGUCGUUGAGCUGCUGCAGUUCAUUCGGGUGGUGUUUGAUACGGAGGAGGUGUUGGAUUCGAUACCUAUGGAUGCUGCGGCCAACAAUGGCGCCUGGCAUGCAUGGAGAAGCUACCGCUCCAAGACGCCAGCGGCCAGCAGAGCAACAUCUGUGGCACGCUCGCUUGGGGAGAGCAGGGACCAGAGUAAAGAGCGAAGUGCUUCUCCAAGACAGCAGCCAGGAGGGGCACGUAGGCCAGGUGAGUGGAACUGGCAGGGCGUGUGGGAGGAUAGAGUGAGGAAGAGUGUCAAUGCGAGUCUGUCAGAGCCGGUGCUCUAUGGUGGUGACAGCAACGAUGUGAUCAACUUCUUCAAGAUAGACCAAGAGACACUCAGCCAAAUCUCGCCAAUACGGCAGGUCGAGACUUCAAGCUGA
Messenger RNA from Zasmidium cellare ATCC 36951, 924 nucleotides. RefSeq lists its product as uncharacterized. Lineage: Eukaryota; Fungi; Ascomycota; Dothideomycetes; Mycosphaerellales; Mycosphaerellaceae. The record is from RefSeq and is a predicted model, not a curated record. The transcript is spliced from 3 exons. Bases 1 to 924 code for a protein of 307 amino acids.